Molecule: messenger RNA, 1433 nt
Organism: Nylanderia fulva
Lineage: Eukaryota; Metazoa; Arthropoda; Insecta; Hymenoptera; Formicidae
Product: juvenile hormone acid O-methyltransferase-like
Source: RefSeq, a predicted model, not a curated record
CACGUUCGAGGCAGUUGCUUCUCAGUAACCUAACUAGAUUCACACGCAAAUCAAAUAUAUAUAUAUACAUAUAUAUUGUUGCUAUCGCGAGACUAGUUUAAGUAACUUACACUAAUAGGUGUAAUAUUGUUAAAAUAAGCCAACCACAAGUGUUCAAUUGUUUAAAAAAAAACCAGGAACUAUAAAGUAGCUCGAUAAAUUCCUCAUUUCAUCAACAAUUUCACCAGCCACAUCUAACAAUUCACAUAUUUCCGUUAUAUACUUGAACAUUAUCAUAAAAUCAUGAUGCAAGCAGCGCAGUACGCUUUAUUUACUAAAGCGAACAAACAAAUUAUAUCACUUAUUGUCGACGAGUUUGCCGAGGAACUAAAACAUAUUACUGGAAAAUGUAUGGAUGUUGGUUGUGGACCUGGAAAUACAACAAAAGAUAUUCUUCUUACGGCUCUUAAUCCAAAAGCAACAAUGAUCGGCACAGAUAUUAUGGCAAGUACGAUCGAAUACGCAAAUAAAAUGUACGAUGACAAGGAACGACUCAAAUUCGAAGUGUUGGAUAUUCAAACGAAAAACUUGCCGGAGAAAUAUAUUUCGAAAUUUGAUCAUAUAUUCUCAUUUCACACUUUGCAUUGGUGCCAUGACAUUCGCCAGACGUUUGAAAAUAUGUAUUGUAUGCUUCGACCUGACAAAACUAUGCUGAUAUUAUAUAUAGUUCGUCAUAGUUUUUUUGAAGUUUCGAAAAUUAUGGCGCAAGAUGAGCGAUAUGCAUCGUAUAUGGGGGACAAAGCAAAGUAUGUUGGGUCACUUCAUUAUUCAAUCCAACCUCGUGAAGAGAUAAUAGAAAUGCUUGAAGAUAUUGGAUUUCAAGUUAAUCAUUGCAGUCAUCGGAUAUUGAACUACAAGGAUAAUGCAGAAACAUUUCUAUCCAUGGUCACUUCACAAUGUACUUUUAACUUUUUGGACGACAUGCCGAAUAAUCUAAGAGUUGAAUUCAAGAAUGAAUUAGCACGUAAAUUUGCGGAAAUAAGAGCUAAAGAAUACGCAGAUAUUAUUCAAAAUAAUUUUAAGAUACAUAACGUAGAGAAGGAGAAAAAUGGAGAUGAUAUGCCUAUUGGAUAUACUGCACUGAUAAUUUAUGCACAAAAAGUUUCAUAAUUGUAUGAAUGAUCUUCAUGAUUAAUACGACAAAAAUGCGCAAAUUUGUUUCUUUUUCACGUAGUCUCUCGUUAUAAAAUGCUUGCAAAAUAUUUACUUGUAUUUCUUUUAUGGACUAAUCAAAAAAUUAAUAUUUGCAAAUUUACAUUACAAAGUAUACAAUUGCUAUUUGAGAUAUAGCUACAAUAUAAUAUAUGUCAUAUUAUUUUGUUUAAUUAUAUUAUAUUAAAUUUCAUAUUUAUAAAAUAAAUUAUAAUUAAUGGAUACUGCAUUUUAUGCACAUA